AUGUCUUUCUACUUUGAUUCAAGGGAGUGGAUGGAUCAAAGGAUUGAUCAUGAGAGUAAUUCCGUUUCAGAAGUGUUUCUAGGAGGCAUUAUCGCAUUUCUUCAAUUUGCGUGUAGUCAAGCAGAUUACGAGGAAUGGCAAACGUUAUUGUGUCUGUGUGCUCAAUGCAAAAAUGUGAAGCAACGAGAUGCAAAACUUGUCUCAAGACAUCUGUUCUUAUACGUUUUUAAGGGAAAUUAUUAUGUCUGGACGAGUCACGGAGAGAAAUUCUACACUGUUGGUGAGAGUUCAGGAGCGAAUCAUUCAACGGGUGAAAAGAAAAUGUGGGAGAAUCCUACUUGGAAUGCUCAUGAAGAUCACUACCAGGGUAAUCCAGAAGUACCAGCGGACAUUACGCCACCAUACAUACCGGAACCUAUAGCAGAAACGGACGUAGCAGAGCCAUAUCGUGAUAGUGUUUUUGAAGCAUUUGAAGCAGCCAGUCAACCUCUCUACCAAGGGUGUGCAGACGGAAUAACUCGCUUGUCUCUUGCCUCGCGGAUGAUGAAAGUGAAGACGGAUUAUAAUUUGGCGGAAGCUUGUGUAGAUGAGAUAUCUGAAGUAUUUAAAAAAAUGCUUCCGCAGCCGAAUAAUGCUCCAGCAACAUAUUACGAGACAAAGAAACUGACACGAGGGCUUCGGUUGCCCGUACAGAAGAUUGAUGUUUGCGUGAAGAAUUGUAUGCUAUUUUGGAAGGAAUAUGCGAAGUUGGUUAGUUGUAGGUUUUGUGAAGAAGAUCGCUACUAUCCGAACAAUGGAAAAGGAAAAAAUAAGCCAAAGCAAAGAAUGUUUUACAUGCCUAUUGCAGAUCGUCUGAAACGUCUAUACCAACUUGAGGCGACAGCUUCCAAUAUGCGGUGGCAUAAGGAACAUGUAACUUCGGAAGGCGAAAUGCAUCACCCAUCUGAUGCCAUAGCGUGGAAACACUUUAAUGAGGUAUAUCCUGGAUUUGCUGCUGAAAGCCAGAAUGUUUAUCUAUGCUUAUCAACAGAUGGGUUUAAUCCGAUUGGUAUGAAUGGCAAAGCACAUUCCCUUUGA
Molecule: messenger RNA, 1077 nt
Organism: Brassica napus (rape)
Lineage: Eukaryota; Viridiplantae; Streptophyta; Magnoliopsida; Brassicales; Brassicaceae
Exons: 1
Coding region: 1-1077 (358 amino acids)
Source: RefSeq, a predicted model, not a curated record